UGGCAAGCUGUUGGGCAUGAUCAUACAUAGUAUUUAGAACUGGAUGUGGAACACGACUGCCUGGAAGUUGCUACUUGAUGCAAGCAUGUGUUCAAACAAUCAGCAAGGAGAGAGAGAGAGAGACCGACUUAUGUAUGAGUAUGAGCUGUGGUAUUGAGAGAAGCAUGUGCCCAUUUUUGUUCCAGUAUGAAAGGCGAGGAAGAUGAGGAUCUCGUCUUAAUUGACUUGCGCGAUCUCCACGGUCCUUCCCAGACUUAUGUAGGAGUUACUCAACUAUUCAAAGUGACUUUUUUCCCCGAAAUUUCCCGGAUUCCUUAUUCCCGGUUAAACCACUUUUUUUUUACACCGAAAUACAACUUUGCGUGGCUCGUUGACUGAUUUUUGGUAUUCUCUAAUAAACCGAUUUAGAUUUUCCGUCCUUUUGCACUAGCUCCUCACCACGUGAUCUGUUGUUUCAAGAUGAUUCGUCCUCAUCGUCCGGACAUUGAGACAGCACUGCUGUCUCCAGAUGGGAGAAGAUACGUGCGUCGAUGCGCAGGUGGCGAGGAUUCUUUCGCCGGCGACAUCUAUAGUCGUAGUUGUGCGAUUGCAGUGGAGAGGACUACAACAAGCACUACAACAGGAAUUGGGAAUAAGGGUUGUGGUUAUGCUGGUCAACGUCAUCCGGAAGAUCCAGUGACACUGCAUUCUCUACCUUUCGCGCGUUUGAUGAAAGCAGGACUUUUGUCGCGCGAAACGUAUGGGAUUUACCGUGAUGUGAUGGCGCGAGAAGUCUUGCGGAGUAUCCAAGGUGGAUUUGGAACGUUGACGAUGAAAUUACCUUCGGAUUUAGUUACGACGAAUGGCCGUCGUGGUGCGAAGAGUCAGCCUGUAGUGCCAAGUGUGGUCUUGCAAGAGUGUCAGGCGAAAUGGCAGGAAAUUGGAAGAUCGGUCUUUUAUACAGCUAAAAAUUCCAGCAAUGCUGGUACUACGAAUAUUAGUAGGAAGAGAAAGCCCCUGUCUAAGGUCGAAAAAGCUGCAGAGGAGGCUGCAAGUCAGCUAAGCGCUCUAUUUCGGGACAUCGUCAUCGAAAAAGGUGACCAUGUACACGAAACACUGUGUCAGGAGAAUCCUGCAUUAGCAUUAGCGGUUUGUUUGGCUGCGGUAACACGUUUGCAUGCAGAGAUUGGGAAGUGGAUGAACGCUCUCGCUGCUGUUGACGAAGAGCCUGUCGAAGAUGAGGGAGAGGGAGAAGCCACUCUUGGUGCUGUUGACGAAGAGCCUGGCAAGAUGUCCGCGAAAGAGCAAGGGGAAAUCACAGCUUAUAUUCAAGAACACUAUGGUCACGGGGAUCAGAUGGAGGAUGGGACCAUGACAGAGACGAAUGAAGACGAAAAUGGCUCGAAAGCAAAUGCUACAGCAGGCGAAGAUAAAGAACCCGUCAAGACCACCCGCACAGUGUACUCUCAAAAGCAUCCGUUUUUAGCUUGGAUUGCAGCUUUCUCGGAUCCAAAAUUUCAGGAAAUGGCUGAUCAGUUUGAUAGCUGCGUUUUGGAGGCUUUGUGCAAGGAGCAGCAUAGGACUUCGGACGACAUGACUGAAGCCGGAGAAGAGCAAGAAUCCCGAGAAGAGAAGACCCAACUCAAAGAACGCUGCGCCUCCCUUUAUUCAGAGAUACUCAAAAUUCUAGCCUUCGACAUCAUGGGUGUGUGUGCGGAGGAGGAUCCUGUGAUAAAUUCUCCAGCAAAUUUGGAGAAGUACUUUUUGACGGUUGAAGGUUUUGGAAGUGCUUCGAAUGAUGAUACGGAGAACGCAGAGGCAACGGUUCGGGAUCAAACGUUUUUUCCUAGUGCGAUUUUGGGAAAGCAUCGCUCUUUGGGUGCCGGAGGCGAGAAAACAAACACUCUUCGUGGGGUUUCUCCACCCGUCCUUAUUCUCGCUGGUGCAGCAGGGUCGCAAACCAUUGCGGAAGAUGUGAGGACAAUCGAACGUCUAGGCGCCUGGGCGAAGGUGGUCGUGGUGCCUGGGAGUAAGGACAUGGAUAUUGUAAGCCCAGGAGCUGAAGGAGGCGACGACAAUAGAGACACUGGCGAUAAGGGAGGAACUAGCGGAACUUCAGGCACACGCGCUCAGACCGAAUUCUUUAACCAAAGUAGGCGUCGGGAAGACGCUCUGAAUGUCCGGCACCAACUCCAAGAAGCUCUAAGUGUGAGUCAAAACAUGCCUUCUGAAGAUGAUGAGCGAGGAGUAGAACAAGGCACUUUCUAUCCUCUACGUGUCGUCAAAACUGCUCCUCUUUCCGGUGCGACUUUUAGCGCUGAGCAGAGAGAAGUAGUCUCAGCAAUAGUUGAAGAAUUGAUGGAGCAUGACGUUCGAUGUCUAGAAGACGCAUAUGCCGAAACGGCGGCUGAGAGUGGAAGCAAAGGUCCGAAAACGGCUGGUGCUUUAUUGGUUUGUGAUUUGCUGUCGUCCUCAUUCGGAACUGGAGGAGCUGCGGCAUCUCCUAAAGCGCCUAAAGAUGCUUCCAAAAACACGUCUACUACUUCUUUCGCGGACGUACUCACCACUGUGGAGCCACUAUUGUCUCGAUCAGUAGUCCUCGUGGCCGAUUGUGCGAGUCUAGGAACAAUACUGUCCAGAAGCGACCGCGAGAUCGAGAAUGAUCCUGACGGCGCAGCGGCAGAGCUAUUUAGGAAAAUUAUGGGCGUAAACAGUUUGGUUCUGGUGACGGAGCAUCAAAAGAAGCAAGACCAGAAAGGCGUAAAGGACGCGAACAAGCAGAACAAAAAUGGGCAGAAGAUGGCUGACGUUUUGAUGACGUGUUUCGUAUCGAUCAUCCUUCCACCUGGACAUGCUAUUUUGAAAAGAAGCGACGACCUUGCGAACCAAGUGGGCUUGAAGGACAUUUCGACGUCUGUGCGGGAUCACAAUCUAACGCGCCGUUUAGAAAUAGCGGAAGCGUUGAGCAGUAACAAUUUUUACGGUGCUGAAGAUAGUGUAGUAACAUCAGGAGUGAACAACUACACUGCAGAUCCAAUGUUUGGCGUAGAUGCCUCAGGAGCAGACUUGGACCUUCGUAUCAGUUCUACUGUGCAGCUGUUACCACUGAGUGGUGGCGGAAAGGCUCCUUCGGCUACCAAAAUUUUGCAAGUAAGGUUGGAUUUCGAAAGCACUAACAUCACGCCAACAAGGAACCCACCACCAGCAGCUCAUCAAGCUCAACGACCGCCGUUAUUGUCUUUUUCUGGAUUCAGGCCGACGCUCAGUUCUGCUGUGGCAGCAGGACUUGGCAGAGUGGUAUCGAUGAAUGAGAUGCGUCUGGCUUUAGCUGAGAAUCUACCCAGGAUAGUUUCUGAGGCUAUGUUUUUUUCAAUAAGUGCAGCUACAGCUUCUCAAAGAAGUGGCGAGACGGUUCUGAUGCAUAGACGGGGGAUGCUUUUAGGCCUGGUGUAA
This is a messenger RNA of Amoebophrya sp. A25, 3432 nucleotides long. The record is from the annotation of a GenBank genome assembly. Lineage: Eukaryota; Dinophyceae; Syndiniales; Amoebophryaceae.